AUGAGGUGGACCGGACACGUAAUGCGUAUGAAUGGAAACCGAUGGAAACAGGAGCCGUUAGUGACUGUGUUCCUCAGGAUGUUAAGCGCACUGCAGGAAGAGCACCGACUCGAUGGUCAGCGUUAUUCACGAAAAGCCUUGAAGAAAGAUAUGAUGUUCGACGAGUCUCUAGAGCGAGCAGAACCCACUGGGCUACUCUUGCACGCAAGGAGGAAAAAUGGAAUACUUGCGCCCGCUCGAGUUACUCGGCGUUCAACGGGACUGCAGGUGAUACAAGUGAAAGGUGAUCGAGAAAUUGUAAAUGGGUCACCUGUGUCACCUGUAAUUUUUUCAAACCCACAACAACUAGGAUGGGAACAGUUGCCACUAUAUCCUUUCAUGCCCAACCCGUUCUGA
Angiostrongylus costaricensis is the source of this 396-nucleotide messenger RNA. Lineage: Eukaryota; Metazoa; Nematoda; Chromadorea; Rhabditida; Metastrongylidae. The record is from the annotation of a GenBank genome assembly.